This is a messenger RNA of Papaver somniferum (opium poppy), 1834 nucleotides long. Its product is annotated as E3 ubiquitin-protein ligase At1g63170-like. The record is from RefSeq and is a predicted model, not a curated record. Bases 639 to 1658 code for a protein of 339 amino acids. The transcript has 2 exons. Lineage: Eukaryota; Viridiplantae; Streptophyta; Magnoliopsida; Ranunculales; Papaveraceae.
UAAAUAUCAGAAUACCUAUUACAGUUGCAAGCGAAUUUCCAUUUUUCACUGUUCACUAAUGUCUUAGAUAUUUGUUGCUUUGUUCUUCGCAAUUUCAUCCUUGGAUAGGGAUUAAGGUAUGUGUUGCACUUGCAAACUACAAAUCAUUCCCUUUGCUUGUUUGUAAAACUAAUCAUAGGAUUCCCACGAUUCCCUUUGUCUUUAAGCAAAGUUGUUAGAUUUUUGGUCACCAUCUUAAAACGCUACUUCACCAAUCUUCCUUCUUCUUCAACUUAUCCUUUUGUUUUUCUCCAACUGCUACUUGUUGUUCCUCUUCUUCCAUUCCAUAUUUAUUCUUAACUUUCACAAUUUCUCAUCACACCAUAAUCUUUUUCGAUAGCCACGCCUAUUUGGAACCAGAUGUUCUUGGCAAUUUUUUUAGUUGAAAAUUUGGAGAACUCCAAACUAUUUUUUCAAGGUUGACGAGUUCAUGUUGUUCAACGUUUGCAUGAACAAGUUUGGGUUCACCUUUUUUUUUUAAUAGGAAAGCAGUAGUCAGAAUUUUCUUCAUUGUACCAUAAGAGAAUAAAGGUCUUGUGUUUGGCCAGUCAUCACUUGUCAUCACCCUUUUCUCAUUCAAUUUCAUAAUCUUUUCCUCAAUGAAUACGCGGUAUUAUUUUCCACCGGACUCAUUGUAUGCUUCAGGUAUUCCAGUAUCAUUCUCGUCAGAUUAUCUACCAGGAGAAGCUCGCACUUCUGUAAGCAUUCGAAAUGGAUCAACCCGUGUCACCCCAUCAACUUUCUUGGUUAGAACAGCAAUGAGGAUAUCCAGAGCAAGGUGGUUCGGAUUCUUGAGAAGAGUUUUUCAUUACCAGAACGGCUCAAGAUCUGACCUUGGAUCGAAUCCUUUCAACUCUGCACGCUGGAUUGCUUUGGAGUUUCUAGUUUUGGUUGCUCAAAUUACCAUGAUAACAAUCACUCUGUCGAAUACCAAACAAGAGAAACCAGUUUGGCCACUUCGGAUAUGGAUUGUUGGGUAUGACGUCGGAUGUCUCCUCAGUAUACCGUUGCUGUUCUGGCGUUAUCGACAUCGUUUUGUGGCCCAAGGAGGCCGCAUUUCUGAAACAGAACAGAGGAGCAACGAAGAUUCCAGGAGCUCACUUUUAAUGAACAAGUCCCGAACUUUUCUCGAGCUGUUUUUUGCGAUAUGGUUUGUAAUGGGAAAUGUUUGGGUCUUCGAUAAUAGAUUUGGAUCCUUCAACCGAGCUCCAACGCUCCACGUGCUCUGUAUUUCUAUACUUGCUUGGAACGCAGUAACAUACUCAUUUCCAUUUUUAUUGUUUCUGUUCCUCUGCUGCUGUGUCCCAUUGAUGAGCAAUUUUCUUGGGUAUAACAUGAACAUGGGCUCUUUCGAUAAAGGAGCAUCUGAUUAUCAGAUUUCUAGGUUGCCUAGUUGGAAGUAUAAAGAAGUUGAUGAUAACUUGGAACUUGGUGAUGAUGAUGUUCAUUUCAACUCAGACCAUGAAGAUGAAUGUUGUAUUUGCCUUGCCAAAUACAGAGACAAGGAAGACGUUAGAGAGCUACCUUGUAAUCAUCUGUUUCACCAGAAGUGCGUGGAUCAGUGGCUCAAAAUUUUAUCUUGUUGCCCUCUCUGUAAACAAGAACUAGAAAGAGAAUAAAUAGCAACUAGGAAACUUGCAAAAAGAAUCUUUUGCCAAGAAUUUGUUGUUGAUAGUUUACAGAUUUACAAGGUUAUUUAAGUGGGUUGUCCAUUGUACAGUUGCUAUCCCCAAUAACCAUGACUGUUGUUUUAAGUUUUCUGCCUACCAAUACAGAGUUUCUGAGUGGUUUAUAA